GUCGUCUGCUUCGUACGACUGCAGAGUGUAUAGAGAAACUCCACUCGGUUUCAAUGAGCAGCUUAAUUCCGUUCUGCUAGUAUAUCAUUGUCGUUAAGUCUUAAAAGUUUAAUUGUUUGGAAUUAUCUAUAUACUUCAUUAGUAACUCGUCUAUAGCAGAUGUCAGACAAUGCAGAGAAAAUACGUUAAACAAAUUAGUCAAAUACAAAUUUUAAAUCAGCUGUCUUCCCAAGAAGAAAGCACCGACGAUUUUGAAUUUAAUGAAAUACCAGCAAAUGUUUUUGCACAAGACUUACAAAAGUUGAUGUUGAGACUAAGAGGAGAGAAUAUAUCAAAGAAUGGACGUUUUGUUCAAUACGCUAAGCUGCAUGAGUCAGAAUUAUAUAAAGACUAUAAAAAGAAAGCAAUGGCUUUAAAUUUUAUCAAUUUAUCUGGGUUAUCAGAAAAUCAAAAGAAGGCGUUUUUCAUAAAUAUAUACAACGCUCUAACUAUACAUGGUUUAACUGAAUGCGACAAAUUACCCUCUUCACCUCUCGAUCUUAACCAAUUUUGGAAAGUGACAUCCUACUGUAUUGGAAGAGAAACUUAUAGUCUUGAUGAUAUUGAACAUGGCAUUUUGAGGUGUAACAGACCACACCCAGUGGCUGUAGAACGACCAUUUGGGGAAUCGGAUUCCAGAUUAAAAUAUGUUUGCAAAGAAUUUGAUCCUAGGAUCCAUUUUGCUCUAAAUUGUGGUGCAUUUUCUUGUCCUCCAAUUAACGUAUACAACGAAAAUAAUUUAGAAGAUGCAUUGACCUUAGCAACAAAAAGUUUCUGCGAGCUUGAAGUAAAAGUCAUUGGAAAGGAUCUGGUAUUGUCUCAGCUUUUCCAAUGGUACAGAUCAGACUUUGGAUCGACAGAAGUCGAAGCAAUUAGAUGGAUUCUAGCUUAUCUUAGUGAAGAAAGCGCAAGCCCAAUAAAGGAUUUAUUAUUCUGUCUUGAACGAAUUGGAGGAAUUUCUAUACGAUAUCAACCAUACAAUUGGAACCUUAAUAACUUGGAUGUGACUGAUAUGGACUAG
Molecule: messenger RNA, 1060 nt
Organism: Dimorphilus gyrociliatus
Lineage: Eukaryota; Metazoa; Annelida; Polychaeta; Dinophilidae
Source: the annotation of a GenBank genome assembly